This is a messenger RNA of Fomitiporia mediterranea MF3/22, 3807 nucleotides long. RefSeq names its product TPR-like protein. Bases 1 to 3807 code for a protein of 1268 amino acids. Lineage: Eukaryota; Fungi; Basidiomycota; Agaricomycetes; Hymenochaetales; Hymenochaetaceae. The transcript is spliced from 2 exons. The record is from RefSeq and is a predicted model, not a curated record. Gene Ontology annotation, molecular function: protein binding.
AUGGAAAGCUCAGCAGAUCCCGAAUUAAAUCUUCAACUACACCGCGAGUUGGCACGUAAACACUGGCAACACUUUGGGCAAUCGGGUGAACUGGAAGAACUUGACAAGGCUAUUCUUCAUAGUCGCAUUGCACUUAGACUCUGUCCUGAAGAACAUCCAGACUGCAGCAAGAUAUUAAGCAAUUUAGGAAGUUUUCUUCUCAUGCAAUUUGAGCGAUCUGGGAGAAUAGAAGAUUUGGAGGAGGCUAUUGCACAUCAUCGCGCUGCGCUGAAAUUUUGUCCCGACAGCCAUUCUGACCGUUGCUCGUUUCUGGCUAACCUUGCGGUUUCCUUGGCAACUCGGUUUGAACAACAUGGACGAUCCGCAGACCUUGACGAGGCUAUCGAACAUCAUCGAGCUGCCUUGGAACGUUUCCCAGCCGCUCAUCUCAAUCGUCCCUUGUCUCUGAGUAAACUUGCACGUUCCCUUCAAGCCCGAUUCGAGCGGCUUGGAAAUACUGCAGACCUCGAUGAAGCUAUCGAGUGUCAUAGUACCACCCUGAAACUCUGCCCCAAUGGCUACCCCAAUCGUUCUUCUAUCCUGAACGACCUUGCUCGGUCUCUUCAGACUCGAUACGAUGAACAUGGACGGGCUGCAGAUCUCGAUGAGGCUGCCAAGCAUUAUCGCACCUCCCUGGAACUCUGCCAGGAUAACCAUCGCGAUCUUCCCAUGACUCUGAAUAACCUCGCAACCUCCCUGUCGAGUCAAUUUGAACAACAUCGAGAGAUUGCAAACCUCAAUGAGGCCAUUAAGCAUCAUCGUACUGCCUUGGAGCUUUGUCCCGUUAACAACUCCAAUCGUCCCAUGUUUCUGAGUAACCUCGCAAAUUCCCUUCGAAUUCGAUUCGAACGGCAUGGACAGACUGCGGACAUAGAGGAGGCCAUCGAAAUGCAUCGUGCUGCCCUGGACCUUCGACCCGAAGGUCAUCCCAAUCGAUUUUCAUCUCUGAAUAACCUCGCGAUUUCCAUGGCGACUCGAUUUGAACAGCAUGGUCGGACUGCAGACCUCGAUAAGGCUAUCGAGCACCAUCGUGCUGCCCUGGAACUUUGCCAGGAUAACAACCCUGAUCGUUGCAUGACUCUGAAUAAUCUUGCAAAUUCCCUGGAAAAUCGUUUUGAACAGCAUGGACAGAUUUCAGACCUCGAUGAAGCCAUUGAGUAUCAUCGGGCAGCCAUAGAACUCUGUCCCGACAAGCACUCCAACCGUCCCAUGCUUCUAAGUAUCCUUGCAAAUUCCCUACGAACUCGAUUUGUACGACAUGGACAGACUGCGGACCUUAAUGAAGCCAUUGAGCACCACCGCGCUGCCCUGCAACUUCGCCCCGAAGGCCAUCCCAAUCGUUUUACAUCCCUGAAUAACCUUGCGAGUUCCCUUCGACUUGGAUUUGCACACCGUGGACAGAUAGCAGACCUCGACGAGGCCAUUGAGUAUCAUCGCGCUGCGCUGGAGCUGUGCUCCAACGGCCACUCGAAUCGCGCCAUUUCUCUGAAUAACCUUGCUGGCUCCCUUCAAACUCGAUUCGAUUAUCACGGACAUACUGCAGAUCUUAAUGAGGCCAUCGAGUAUCAUCGGGCAGCAGUGGAACUUUGUCCCGACAACCACGCCGAUCGUCCCAUGCUUCUAAACAACCUUGCCCUUUCCCUUCGAGCUCGAUUUGGACAGCAUGGACGGACCGUGGAUCUCGAUGAAGCCAUUGAUCUUCAUCAUGCUGCGCUGGGCCUUUGCCUUGAUGGCCAUCACAACCGUUCCACGUUUCUGAAUAACCUUGGAAUUUCCCUUCUAGAUCGAUUCAGUCAGCAUGGUCGACCCAUUGACCUCGAUGAAGCCAUCAAACAUCAACGCGCUGCCCUAGAACUUCGCCCUCGCCCCCACUACAACUGUUCUACAACUCUAAAUAACCUCGCGAUUUCCCUGGCAAUUCCUUCCCUUCGAAGACGGUUUGAACAGUAUGGACAGACCAAGGACCUUGAUAUGGCUAUCGAACAUCAUCGUACUGCCCUGGAACUCUGCUCUGCCGGCCGUCCUGACCAUUCUGCGUCUCUGAGGAACUUCGCAUUUUCAUUACUGUGUAGAUUCGAGAAAUUUGGGUCCAUCGAUGAUUUUCAAGAGUGUAUAAAGUCGCUUGAACGUGCUGCAGAGCAUAAGUUUUCUAGCUAUGUGAUGCGUCUCAAUAUUGCUGGUAUAUGGGCUGCCCUUGCUCGAAGUCAUGCUCACCCCACUGCUUCCAGAGCUUACAAUGUGGCAAUGCUGCUCCUACAACGUGCCCUCGUUGUUGAUCCUACUCUUCAUACACAGUACGACUUCCUCGAAGGAAAAGAUACCUACAAAACGCUUACAUUCGACGCAGCCUCCCAUGCUAUCGAGGGAGAUAGGCUCGAACAAGCUGUAGAGAUACUUGAGCAAGGAAGGGGUUUAUUGUGGUCGCAGAUGCGCAGCUUUAGGACACCUCUCGAUCAACUUGCAGAAAUAAACAGAGAGCUCGCUGACAGGUUUAGGAACGUUAGUCGCCAGCUGGAGAAUCUUGCGACAUCUUCUACUGUGUUGCACUCUAAUUCAAUUGCGACUGAAAGCGGGCCCAGUGCAUUAGACAUAGACGGGGAACGGAGAUUGUUCGAGGAGAAGCUGAAGUCGAAGAGACAACUCUCUAGCGAGCAGGAAGGGAUUAUUAACGAGAUACGUCAAAUUCCUGGGUUUGAGAACUUUCUUACGGCUACGCCGUUUAAAGUGCUCCAGCAGGCAGCGUCAGAGGGUCCGGUGGUUGUAGUCAACCAUUGUAAAUAUCGAUCCGAUGCGCUUAUUAUGCUCUCCCGCGAAGAACGACCAGUCGUCUGCGUUCCAUUAGAUGGAGAGUUUUACCAGGAUAGUAUUCAUCUGUGCCGGGAGCUCAUAGAAACGCGCACAGGUCACGGAGCUAACUCUCCGAGAUAUGAUGAGAUACUUCGCCGAGCAAUGAAGACUUUAUGGGAUAGGGUCGUCUCCAAAGUCGUCGAGAAACUAAGAGAGCUCGGUAUUGCCGAAGGAUCACGCAUCUGGUGGUGCCCUACGUCUGUUCUAUCUGCGCUUCCCUUCCACGCUGCAGGUCCAUUCGAGGACGUAGACGGUACUUCCGUGUAUCUAUUGGACAAGUACAUCUCAUCGUAUACUCCGACGCUUGGGGCGCUCAUUAACGCCCAGACGUGUGGAAAUGGGGACGAACCAGCUGCUCUUGUUAUCGGGGAUACUUCACUUCCAUCGGCUCGGGAAGAAAUUCGCAAAAUCAAGAAUAGUGGCAUACAGCCUAAAUUACUAAGUAGCACAGCAUCUCACAAUGCAGUUAUCAAAGCGCUUCAGAAAUCGACAUGGGUCCACUUUGUUUGCCAUGGAAACUUGAAUCCAAAGCCUUUCAAAUCGUCAUUCAAGUUGUCCGAUCGUGGGCUAACUCUACUCGAUAUCGUCCAAGCGAAUCUUCCAAACGCGCAGUUCGCAUUCCUUUCUGCUUGCCACACUGCCGAACAGCCUCACAAUAUUGCACACGAUGAGGUGCUUCAUCUGGCUGCCGCGAUGCAGUUUUCUGGGUUUCGAAGCGUAAUUGGAUCAAUGUGGGAGCUACUUGAUGAAGACGGUCCCUUUCUUGCGAGGACUGUCUAUGAAUACAUGUGUAACUGUGAUGAGGGUGAGACGAAAUAUAAGCGUGCGGCUGCAGGCCUUCGUGAAGCGGCUGUCGCUUUGAAGGCACGAGAUGAUAUCGGGACAGAGAGAUGGGUCAACCUAAUUCACAUAGGUGCUUGA